Molecule: messenger RNA, 6879 nt
Organism: Patella vulgata (common limpet)
Lineage: Eukaryota; Metazoa; Mollusca; Gastropoda; Patellidae
Exons: 6
Coding region: 121-3231 (1036 amino acids)
Biological process (GO): positive regulation of transcription by RNA polymerase II
Cellular component (GO): nucleus; cytoplasm
Molecular function (GO): RNA polymerase II transcription regulatory region sequence-specific DNA binding; DNA-binding transcription activator activity, RNA polymerase II-specific
Source: RefSeq, a predicted model, not a curated record
UUGGGUUGAUGUUGUUGAUCGGCGCGAGUUGUGAGCUAUACAGCUAGCAGGUGCGUGAAGAAUUCAAACGGUGAUCAUGUAAACAGUUAUUUGAGUAAACGUGCACAAAUUGAACUAAAAAUGUCGACGGGAACGGAAUAUAGCGAGAAACCGCACGUGGAAAACUUGCCAGUGACUUCGAGGUGCAUAGCAAUUGUUCUACAUAAAAUUCACCGAGAAAUAAAAUUUGAAAACGAGCAGUCGUUUUUCAGUGAAAACAAUGGAAAAGAGUUACUAUCGGAUUUUAAACUUCGUAACAAGACUUGCUAUUGGAAUCCUGGAUUAAUUGAAAGUAUUGCCAGUUUGGAAUAUUUAGGAUUUGUGAAACCAUGCACUCUGCUUGUUGUUGGGAGAAAUUUGGAAAAGAUACGUUCAGCAUGGGGAAGUCGAGUUUUGAAUGCACCAGACGGUUUCACCAUUGACAGAAUAGGUGAUGUUAACGGAAUUGAAAUGCAAGUUGUUCCACAGACAAAAUCUGUGCCAUUAACUGACGCAUUGUGUCAUAUAAUAAUGGAAUUAAACAAUCAAAGAAUUGUAGCAACUUUGGAUACAAUCCGUGAAAAAUUACAAUGUGCUUAUCAAGAUAUUCAACUUCCCUCGGAUAAACAACUUUUUGACACGUUAGGAAAUUUGAUCCGAGAAAGAAAAGUAUUUCAUACAGAAACUCCUUUCCAUGGAAGUGGAUAUUUUGUUGUUACACCAGAAACUUUCCGUCUUCCCACAACCACCAACGAAUCAAACGUCACAUUUAAUAACUGGUUACAGUAUCAACCUAUGUAUAUACCUGUGUUUCCACAGCAACAGAUUCCCAUGGUAACGCAUCCACCUGCUCCAGCUAUGGCACCAGUUCCAGCACCAGCUCAAAUGAGGACCGUGUCCUGUCAAGUAGAAUCGGCUGCCCCUGAAAAGCAAGCUAAGGGUCCGAAACCUCGAUCUCGAAGUCAGAGUAUGCGAGGACCUAAGGGUAAAGAGAAGGAGAAAAGUCUAGAGAAUGAGGAUUUUAAACGAGUUAUGUCGGUGCGAUGUCGACCAGAAAAAGCAAAGGAAAUAACCAAAGAUAUAAAUAAUAAAAAUAAUGCUAAUCAAGAUAAAGUUAAAGGUGAAAAAGUUUCUCUCUUCUCAAAAAUAUUUGGUCGUAAUAAGAAAAAAAAUACUCCUCCUCCUCCCCCUCCGGUUGAGGUUGAACCCCCAGCAGAAAAGGAGAAAGAAUAUGCAACAUUCUCAGCACAGUUCCCUCCCCCUGAAUGGCAGUGGUAUCAACAACAACAAGAAAAACAUCGUAGAACAGAGCAAUGGGUCUCACAACAGAUGGUGAAAUCUAGGACGUGGCAUUAUAUACAGAAUAUGGGUAUCAACGGCGGUGAACAGCCACAACAUGUUCGCUGUAACACCAUGGACGGACUAGCCCGUGUCCCAGCACAGGACCCGGCAUCACAUAACGUAUACAGUACCCUGGGUAGGACUGGAACGGCUGCUCACAGUGACUACAUGGUCAUUGAUGCACUUGUUGAUCCCAUCACAGGUGCUCCGAUUGAUCCAAGUUCGGGACAUUAUCAAGCAAAAACGGAAAGCGGUGGAUCAAAUACUCAAGAAAAGAUAACUCAGCGUAAAAGUUACCAUGACGACCGAAGAAGUCGUGAAAAUUUAGAUAAAAAAGGUCGGGAUCAUCCAGAGCGAAAGAGUCAGGAUUGUUUGGACAGGAAUGCUGGAGAGCAUGGUGAUCGUAAACGACAUGGUCAUCGAAAGCAUCGUAGCUCUAAGAAUCGUAAAGAACGAAACCAUGAUCAAGAUGAGAAUAUCGAUCCUUAUGGUGUUUAUGGAGCAAAGGACCCUCCAUCUCCUGUUCUUGCAUCUGAUAAUUUUUACCAGCCCUUAACGUCAUGUCCGGGUCCCUACCAUUCGACACCUAGAUUUUACGAUACGAUCCCUUCUCGACAACCUCGUGAGGAAUACGGACAUCAUGUCCCCCCUGCCAAUGAUCCCCAUCAAUCUACUCAACAUCAUACGUAUCAGCGUCGAUCACAUCGUCAUCGUAAAAAGUCGAGUCACCAUAGAAACACUUACUACGGUCACGGUACGUAUAAUGAUAUGGACAUUAGUUACGAAUAUCAUGGGAAGUUACCCAAUAAAAACUCUACUUACGCUCAGUCAUGCGACAGCGGUGUGAAUUGUGUCGGUUUAAAAACAGAAUCGUCUGGUGGAAAGACGGUGCAUAAAUCGCGAGAAUCAAUGCCUUUACCCAGGCCCCACGCGAAUAAAAAUAAAAAUCAGCUGGAUAACCUUCCUGAAGAGAUGGAGAAACCAAAAGGUGAUGAUGGGUACGUUGUCAUGGAGAGUCGUCCUCGUCGUUUACCUUGUAACGAUGGUUACGAUAGUAGUAUUAUGGAAACUCCGGCAAAUACUAUGAUCGUCUGUCAGGCGGAGAUUAACCAUCAUCCAAUACCACAAAUAGUCUUGGAUACUGAGCCUCAUCAAGCCAACUGCUAUGAACCAGAUGUGGCUCAAUCGUCCAGUAGCAAUAACGGCUCUAGAGUGGAAUUGAGCAGUACGAAAGAUGGAAGUGUUGAUACAGUUAUUGAAAAAGAUGAACGAGCUGAAGAUUGCCGUGGUAACCCAGCAGGGGAAGAUAACCCAGAAGAGAAACCAGAAUGUCAGCAAGAUAAACCAAUCGAAAAACCCCAAACACAGUUUGUCGACAAGGAGUUAAAGCCAUAUAAGGUUGAUAGCGUGACGUUAGAAGUUAAAGAAUUAAGUCUAAAAGAUAGCGGUUUUAGUUCUCCGCGAUACGUAGAGAUCACUGGAGGAAAUUGUCCCAAACAACCCGCCACUUAUCAACGAUUCCAAGAACACAUGGCCAAACCAGUUUUAAAGGUCAAUAACUCGAACAAUUGUGAAAAUGUGUACGAAAACCAAUCGCAUUGUGUCCGUGACCCUUUACAUCCCCAGUUUGAAAAUGGUCGACCUUUGCCUCACAAUGGGGAUAAAUGUCAAUGUCAUAGGUCACGACCCCAUGAAAAUCAACAACAACAAAUGGUGAUAAAUAAUCAACGCAGUAUUUUUCGACUUAAACCAGACAAUCUCGUCCAAUCACAAUGGGUUGAUGGACCCGCGUCCGAUUUACCUCAACAACAAGUAACGUACGCGAAACAGUUUCGAUUAAGUGGCGAAUUUGAAGUCGUCGGUGUUGUGUAGUUAGUUAUUAGUGCUUAUUGGUCAAAAUCUAUUUAUAGAUUGUAAAGGUGUUAUUCAGGUAAUGUUUAUAUAAUGUUUAUAUAUUAUGACAUUGAUUGACAGCAUGUAAAGCUGUCGGAAUAUCGAAAUGAGGAAUGAGAAUUAAGGCUAUUCCAUUUACAAUUAUCUUGGUGGUUGGCCACUUCUCGGAGAUUUCGUAAAACCCUUCAAUAUGGCAUUAUAGUAAGUUUAAAUGGAAUAGCCCUUAUGUCAUUGAUUGACACUUUGACAGUAAGUAAAGCUGUCGGAAUGAGAAUUAAAAGGCUAUUCCAUUUAAAAUUAUCUUGGUGGUUGGGAACACCCCAGCACACACUUCUCCGAACAUUUCGUAAAAACUCUUCAAUACUAAUUUUAAAUGGAAUAGCCCUUAGUGUAUAUUUAGAAUUUAUUUAAGCAAUAUUAGAAUGUGUUUUGUAGUAUUUCUGUUUGACUUUGAUCUCAUGCUAGUAAGUAAAACUGUUUUGUGAAAUGGGCCUACGAUAUAUAAAGCUUGUCUGCUAUGUAGGUCUAUAUAAUAGAUAGGUAUUAUUUACAUUGGUUGUAACACGAAUAUGCUUGUAACACGAAUAUGCUUCUCUUUAGAUAUCUCUCUGUCGCUUUCGAUAUUAUUUAUAAGCUUGAUUUAUAUUUAUAAAAUGCAGUUUCAAUUUAUGUUUCAUUUAUUUGUCUAAUAUCUGAUUCAUUACAGUCUCUGCUUGUAUAGAGCUACUAGUUGGCCUAGACUCUGCAUUACGGUUGCUAUGGGAUACAUUUCAUGCAUUGAAUGAACAUAUACUUUUAGCCUAGACUCUGCAUUACGGUUGCUAUAGGAUACGUUUGAUACAUUGACUUCUUCACCUGUGCACCUAAACUUGACUGAUUAAAAAAAAAAUUUCACAUAAAAUUACCAUAUUUGGGGUGAUAAAUAAUAUCUCAUAUUCAUCAAAGUCUCUGACGAAUGUCACAUGAUUUUUCCAAUUCAUCAUAACUUUGCAAAUACUAAAAAUAAUUAAACCUUAUUUGGACUGAUAAAGAUUCCACGUUCACAAUAUAGUACAUGUAAUUUGCAAUGGCUAUAAUGAUUCGUAUAUUUGAUAUCAAAAGCAAUCUGCAUUAUAUAGGAUUCUCAAUGUAUUGAAUGUAUGGCCAUUAUAAAGAAGCUUUACAACUUUGUUUUAAUUAGUUUGCCUGUAUAGUUUAUAUUCUAGACAUACUGUGAAAUUGACACUGAAUCAAGCUUAUUUCUAGAUAGAGAGUAUUAAAGAGAGAUAGUUGUAUUUUAUAUAGUUUUAGUUUUAUUUCGAUAAUUCUAAAGAUAGUCUUGAAUAUGAUCAAGAUUAGGGGUGUCAAACUCAUUUUAAUUCAGGGGCCUCAUGAAAUAAAACUUUACUUUAAGUGAGCCGGAGAUAUACAAAAAUAUCAAGAUCAAGCCAAAAGUCCUUGAACUUUACUGACAAACAGUACCGAAGUCAGAGUUUUACUGAAACCGGAAAACAAUUAUAAAUGAUUUCCACUGUUAGUUUCAUGGGCCACAUUUAAAACACUUGGUGGCCGCAUGUUUGACACCCCUGCUAUAGAUUUAAUUUAUUUUCAUGACUGUCAAGUUCACUCUUUAAUACUAAAACAUAGUCGUAUACUACGUAUUGUUUAAUGGUCGAAGGCAAGACAUUAAGUAAUAUAUUGUAAAAAUGGGGGGGGGGGCGUAGGCCCGAGUGUUUUUACAAUAUAUUACACAAUGUCUUUAGCUCGAGACCAUUAAACAACAUCUGUAUUUUAAAUACAUACAAGGGUCGUUACUUAGAUAUUUCUUUUCUUGAUCUACACUACAUAAAGAAAAUGAAAGUAGAAUAUUAUUAUAAUUAGACUUGUGAAUUAAUUGUGUAUGUAUUAUGUAUAUAGAUUGUAUAUCUGUUUGUUAUUGUAUGUGUGUAUGUAAUAUUUAUUAUUCAUCAGACUUUAUAUAUAUUUAUAUUGUAUAUUUACUAGGUUUGUAAUAAACACAAAACCAUAAUAUGGAACACUAAUUACUAUUUUAAUUAAAGUGAUGUUUCGUUGAGGGGUUCUCUCAAUGUUUUCAAGCAAAUGUCGAUUGCUAAAUGCCGCUCAAAGAAGAAAAAAACAGGUUUCUAGUUCAUCAGUUUUCUUCACUGAUUUAUUCAUUACCUAUAUAGAUCAGUGGUUCUCAACCCUGUUUUUGCCAACGACACACCUUGCAACACAUGAAAAAAUAGCGGCAUACCUGGCUAAAUAUAUAUAUGAAAAAUAUUUGAAUUUUGCAAAAUAAAAAUGUGGUAAGUCAUAGAUGGCAUACAAGCGUAGACAAAGACUAGUCGAAGGUGCGCAUUCUUCGAAUUCAAGUUAUAGACGGCAUACAACAGUAGACACAGACUAGUCAUAGACACAUAGAAUGACUCAAACUAAAUGAAGUAAAACAGAGCUAUGAACAGUAGUCACCAGUGAAUACUCAAUUGGGAUCAUGCUAACAUGGUUUUUCGUAUUUUCUUAGUGUGCCAAUAAAAAUUUCGCAGCACACUAAGAAAGAUCUGGUUGAGAAUCACUGCUAUAGAUUAAAUAUAAAUAUAAAUUUUGUUUUAUUUUUAUAUAAUUUCGUAGCCUCCACUCCAUUAAGAUCUGUUUUACAAGAGAAGUCACGGGUGAACGGUGAUUAAAUGACAUAAACUACUUAUAUUUAACCUUUCUCUACUGCUCUAGUAAAUGACAUAAACUACUUAUAUUUAACCGUUCUCUACUGCUUUAGUAAAUGACAUAAACUACUUAUAUUUAACCUUUCUCUACUGCUCUAGUGAAUGUCUCAUAUGAUAUUCUCGACAUGGUUCUCCCUUGUCAGAGGGUGUAGUAAUACUGGACUUCUUUGUUGUGUUUUCAUCGUGAUUGUAAAUAUAACUACAGGUUAGGUCCUUUAUACAACUUUAUUAUUAAAACCGCUUGGCAUCAAUGUUCCUCGUUCUCAAUAAAGUGUAUAUAGCUUUUGAUAGCUGCUCUGACAAACCGGAUGAGCUCUCCUGAAUUUCACUCAACACCCUCUUUUAUAACCCCCUAAUUUCUUUACGUCAUAGACUGAACUCUGCGUUAUUGUCCUUCCCAAAUAUGGAAUAAACAUCCCCAAAGACUGGGGGUGGGGGGAACAUUACUUUAUUUGGUUUACCAAACACAUGUCAUAAACAGAUAGUAUUCGAUGGAUAUUUUGACAAUGGAAAGGACAAAACCAGUGUUUUUACCAAAUUACCACUGUUUUUAUUUAUAAACACAUCAGUCAAAUUUCAUUUGAGUGCGUGAAAUAUGACUCUUAUACAAAGUGUGAAUCUAAUUAUUAGUUAAAAAUACAAUAUGGUCGCAAAGACCAAAUUACUACAGUAAUGCAUAUCUGUACAUGAUGUAUUUGCUACAAGUUUUCAAUGCAUUUUACUCUCUGUGUACUUAUUUUAAAUGGCAAUUUUAUAAUUUGUAUAUAAAUCGUGUACAAUUUUAAGUGUUUUUAUUUAAAUUUGUUACCUAGCAUCUUAUAGGAUAAUAAAGGCAAUAUGUAAUGUAACUAUGGCAACUGUCUGAUGCCAGUAUUAUUGUAUAAUAAGUAUAUAUAUAUAUUAAAAAAACCUUACAAAUCUUAAA